UUAAAAAAUGAAUUUGAAUUUUGGAAGCAAAAAUGGUCUAAUGAAGAAAAUGAUUUACCAAAAAAUGCAUUAGACACAUUAUCAAAAUGCCCCGAAGAUUUAUUCCCACAUAUAAAUAUUUUAUUAAAACUUCUUGCUAUUUUGCCUGUAUCAACGGCAUCGGUUGAAAGAAGUUUUUCUUCUUUAAAAAGAAUCAAGACCUAUUUAAGAAACUCUACCGGUGAGGCAAGAUUAAACGGAUUAGCUCUUAUGAAUAUCCACAGAGACAUACAAAUUGAUACAGAUGCUAUUUUAAAUAUGUUUGCGUCUAAAAAGGAAAGGCGUUUAGAUUUUAAAUUGUGA
Messenger RNA from Acyrthosiphon pisum (pea aphid), 342 nucleotides. Its product is annotated as 52 kDa repressor of the inhibitor of the protein kinase-like. Gene Ontology annotation, molecular function: protein dimerization activity. The transcript has a single exon. The record is from RefSeq and is a predicted model, not a curated record. The annotation marks the transcript as partial. NCBI's taxonomy places the organism in Eukaryota, Metazoa, Arthropoda, Insecta, Hemiptera, Aphididae.